Cuscuta campestris is the source of this 1162-nucleotide messenger RNA. NCBI's taxonomy places the organism in Eukaryota, Viridiplantae, Streptophyta, Magnoliopsida, Solanales, Convolvulaceae. The record is from the annotation of a GenBank genome assembly.
UUUUUUUCUUCUCUGCUAGCAGGGGGGCGCCAUGGAUUCCCCCCCUGGUUCACCUGGCUUCGAUAUUUUUGAUUUCUAUAUGCGCUAUUCUGACAUAGUGGCUGGGAUAUGGGCCAAUGUGAAUGCCAGUGAUGAGCAGCUGAAGGCUGGAUAUUUUAAAGAGGAACUCUUAGAGCUUCAUGAUUUGGUGGAGGACGCAAAACUGCAUUCAAGGAUUUCAUUGAUGGAUGAAAUUUACAGGCUUAUGUUGCAAUUAGAUUUGAAGGCAGACUUCUCUGAAUUCUCACGUUUCUAUGAUUUUGUGUUCUUCUUAUGCCGAGAAAAUGGUCAAAAGAACAUUUCUGUGAGAAAGGCUGUUAUGGCAUGGAGGUUAAUUCUAGAUGGAAGGUUUCGAUUACUUCAUCAAUGGUGUGACUUUGUUGAGAAAAAACAGCGACAUAACAUAUCGCAGGAUACCUGGCGCCAAGUAUUGGCUUUCAGUCAUUGUGUACACGAAAAUCUUGAAGGAUAUGAUCCUCAAGGAGCAUGGCCUGUCUUGAUUGAUGAAUUCGCUGAGCACAUGUAUAGGAUCCGUGGAUCGAAUAGUUCUUCUACACAGUCAGCCUGCAACUGUGGCGAUUCAGAUGUCCAUAUAGCCGAUGAACAAGUUCUUCGCGGAUUGAAACUGUGUCCUGGCUUCAAGAGGAAGUCAUGCGACGACCUACUAAAAGAACAUGGAAACAAUGCCGGUCCAAACUUGUGGGAAGAGAACCUGGCGCUUGAUUUGGAUAUGGGGAAGUAUAACAACUUGUUGGGGCACUCGAAAUGUGCCGUGGAGGGGUCCCUCUCCAAGGGGUUCGCCGGGCUAUUGUCAAACGGACCUUGUUUGCAAUUUGAGAAGAAGAGCAGAGUGUCCUUCACAUGAGGGGAAGUUUUUUUAUGGGAUAGGACUCUUUGGAUAUUGCUUGUUCCACAUUGGAAGAAGCUCUAUGAUCUUGUUUGCCUUUAGGGAAAGUUUUGCUAGUGCAUUUUUUUCUUUUUGGUUUUUCGGUUUUUGGUUCGAUUGGUACAUUGCCCAUUCUUGGUAAUUAUGUAUGACACAAAUAAAUGGUAGAUAAAUGGGCUCCUCUUACGUGCUUUGUCCACAAUACUACUGUUAUUAAAAGAAAGUUGUGUGUUUUUU